Chelonus insularis is the source of this 2839-nucleotide messenger RNA. RefSeq names its product Nucleolar complex protein 1 (gene Noc1). The record is from RefSeq and is a predicted model, not a curated record. Gene Ontology annotation, cellular component: nucleus. The transcript is spliced from 2 exons. NCBI's taxonomy places the organism in Eukaryota, Metazoa, Arthropoda, Insecta, Hymenoptera, Braconidae. Bases 95 to 2716 code for a protein of 873 amino acids.
UAACAACAUAACCUUUAAUAUCUUAUACAUGUGCACGUGUAAACGUGAGUUACUUUUAAAAUAAAUAAUUGAUUAAAAAAAGAUAUCAGCAACAAUGAAUAAAAUUAAUGUUGAGGAGGAACAUGAAAAAAAAUGGUACGAAGAAUUUCCCAAGGAUUUAUACCCUUCGAAGUGUAAUUUAUCUGAAAUUGAAAUAUUACAAUUAAAAGAUGAGGCUAAGCAAUAUUUAAGUAAUGAAACAGCAGCAUUUCAACUAAAACAAUCGAAAAUCCGAGAUUCUGAUAUGGAAUGGAGGCGAACAGCAUUAUUAAAAGGUACUAAUGCUGAUAAAAUAGCUGCUGCUAUUCUUAUGAUACAAGACAAUCCAAAAUAUAACCUCAGUCGAUUAGUAAAUCUUGUCUCUCAAGUAAAAGGAUCAAAGCAUACUCAAAGUAAUUUGUUACUCAUAUCUCUUCGUGGCUUAUUUUUAUCUGAUUUACUACAUCCACAAUGUAAGCUUUUAAAAUUCGAAGAGCAAGAUUUCGAUAAAAUAAAAGCUUCAAAUGAUUCAGAAAAUAUAAAUGGAAAUGCAUUGAGGAAAAAACUACUGUCACAUUGGUAUUUUGAAGAUCAAUUGCGUGAGCAAUAUGAAAAAUUUAUAUUAGCUUUAUCAAGUUUAGCAUCUGAUACUGUUGAAAUAAAUCGUGAAAGAGUUGUUGCUAUUAUGACUGAAUUGUUAAUUGGAAAUUCUGAACAAGAGCAUAAACUUUUGGAAUUGAUAGUCAACAAAAUUGGAGAUCCAAGUUCAAAAGUUGCUUCAAAAACAAUAUUUUGCUUGAACAAACUUUUAAAAACACAUCCAAAUAUGAAACUUGUGGUAUUAAAAGAAAUAGAAAAAUUAUUAUUCAGACCAAAUAUUGCUCAACGAGCUCAAUAUUAUGGCAUAUGUUUAUUAACGCAAUUUAUUUUAAGUCCACGCGAUGAAGACAUUGCUACUCAUUCAAUCGAUGUUUACUUUGCUUUUUUCAAAGCUUGUUUAAAAAAAGGAGAGCCUGAUAGCAGAAUGAUGGCAGCUAUUUUAACUGGAGUAAAUCGUGCUUAUCGUUUUUCCAACAUGGAUGCGGCUAAAUUAAAUGAUCACAUAGAUUCAGUGUACAAAGUUGUUCAUGUUGGGUCAUUUAAUGUAUCUCUUAGUGCUCUUAGUUUACUUCAACAAGUAUCAAAUAAAAAUCCUCUACAAGAGAAUCGAUUUUAUACAACAUUUUACAGAAAACUAUUGGAUCCUCAGAUUGGUACUGCCAACAAAAGAGCUGUUUUUCUUAAUUUGCUCUAUAGAAUUAUGAAGAAUGAUAAAAACGUAUUCAGACUUUAUGCAUUCUUUAAAAGAGUUCUUCAAAUUUCAUGCUAUUUUCCAGUUUGUAUGGUAUGCGCUACUUUAUAUGUCAUAUCACAAAUCUUAAAGAUAAGAAAAGAUUUGCAAGAGCUCAUUUUUCGUAAUUUUGCUGAGUUGAAGAGUGAACAAAAUACCGCAAAAGAAACAAGUCAUGAUCAAAGUGUUAUUGAAGAAUCUAUAAAUGAUCAUAAUGACUCUAGUGAUGUAAAAAUUCUAGAUGAUGAAUCAAAUACUUUGUCAUUACCAAAUGUUAUUAUGAAUCCAUCAACAGAGUCAAGUAUAAAAGAUACGAUAAAAAUUGAAGAAGAUAAUGCAAUUAUUUAUGAUCCUUUCUGUUUAAAUCCAUUAAAGUCUGGUGCUAGUAAAUCACCUUUAGUUGAACUUACAGCAUUGAUAGAACACUUUCAUCCAAGUGUUUCAUUAUUCGCAAAAAAUAUUAUUUGUAACCAAGUCAUCAAUUAUACUGGAGAUCCCUUACAAGAUUUAACAUUGAUACGGUUUUUAGAUAGGUUUGUAUUUAAAAAUCCUAAAAAAAUAACGGGGAAAAAAUUUGAUAGACAUAAUCCGCUAGCAGCCAGAGCUAAAUAUAUUCCUCGAGGAUUACGAUCAUUGGCAGUUGAUAGUCAAGCAUAUUUGAAUGAGAAUGAAAACAAUAUUCCUAUUGAUGAAUUAUUCCUUCAUCGAUAUCUCCGAAAAAGGAAUGAAAAGAAAAUGAAUGUUAAAACGGAAGAAGAUGAUAGCGAUCAUGAAAGUGUUAAUAGUGAAGAAUUUAAUGAACUCAUGGAUGGAUUAAGUCGAAGUAAAGAUUUUGAUGAUUUAGAUUUCGCUGGAGAGUUUCAGUUAUCAAAGAAAAAGAAUAAAUCCACUAAAGUCAAUGAAAAUGAAGAAGAAAUUGAUUUUGAUAAUAAUGAUGAAGACUUUGAUGAAGAUGAUAAUGAUGAAUUAAUGGAAGAUGAAGAUGGUUUGGAUUUGGAUGAUAUGGAUGAUGAAGAUAUGAGUGAAAUAGAAUUUGAUGAGUCAGAUGAAGAUGAAGAGAUGUUAAAAAAAUCUGUUAAAUCAGUUUUGGGUAAAAAAUCGUCUAAAAAACCCAAAAUAGAUAGUAAUGUAUUCGUAUCAGCAGAUGAGUUUGCAGAACUACUCGAAAAACAAGGACAAUCCAAAUUUAAAAUUGGUGGAUCAAAUGUUUUUAGUGAUGCUGAUGGAGCGAAUGUAAAACAAUUAGAUUGGGAGAUGAAGAGAGAUGAAAAAAUUACUGGAAAAUAUAAGAGAAAGAAAAAUUUCAAAAAUACAAAACAAGAAUUCAAAAUUAACAAGAAAAUAAAAAAAAAUAAAAAAUUUUACUAAUAGAAUUUUCAUUAUUUGAUUGUGUUUAAUUAUAGUUUAUUAAUAAUUUGUACAGUAAUUAUACUAAUACAAAUUAGUUUUUGUAGCAACUGAAAUAAUCUUAAUAUUUAUAUUUUAAAUCAA